This is a messenger RNA of Schizosaccharomyces cryophilus OY26, 1420 nucleotides long. Its product is annotated as hexitol dehydrogenase. The record is from RefSeq and is a predicted model, not a curated record. The transcript has a single exon. Gene Ontology annotation, molecular function: L-iditol 2-dehydrogenase (NAD+) activity; zinc ion binding. NCBI's taxonomy places the organism in Eukaryota, Fungi, Ascomycota, Schizosaccharomycetes, Schizosaccharomycetales, Schizosaccharomycetaceae. Gene Ontology annotation, biological process: D-sorbitol catabolic process. The coding region runs from base 165 to 1247 and encodes 360 amino acids.
GGCCCCUUCUGUCAACUAUAAUUAACAGAGCUAGUUAAUAUAUAGAGUUAUAUAGAUAGCAUCUCUUAUUUCUCGUCUUUGGUCGGUUGGGUUUCUUCUAUUCUUUUUCUUACAUUACUUUCGGAUUCGCUUAUUUGUCAGGUAUAACCAGCAAGUUUUAAAAAAUGGCUACACAAAAAGCAUUCGUCUUGCGCAAGCAAAUGGAUACAGCUAUUGAGGAGCGCCCUGAUGAUAUCGUUAAUGGGUAUCACGAUGUCAAAGUUGCUAUCAAGGCUACAGGUAUCUGUGGAAGUGAUGUUCAUUACUGGAAACAAGGUGGAAUUGGCGAUUUUAUUCUUAGGAAACCGAUGAUUUUAGGUCAUGAAAGCGCCGGUAUUGUAGUGGAAGUUGGUAAGGGCGUCCGAUCAGUCAAGCCUGGUGACCAUGUUGCUGUCGAACCGGGUAUUGUUUGUCGUCACUGUGAGUUUUGUCGAGAGGGUCGUUACAAUUUGUGCCCUCAUAUGCAAUUUGCCGCUACUCCACCUUACGAUGGCACCUUGCGCACUCAUUAUAUUGCUCCUGAAGAUUUUCUAACGAAAUUGCCUCCUCAAGUUGCACUGGACGAAGCCGCUAUGUUUGAGCCGUUGAGUGUUGCUGUUCAUUGCUGGAGCCGUGCCAACUUGCGCUGUGGCUCUCGGGUUUUGGUAAUGGGAUGCGGUACAGUUGGUCUUUUGUUAAUGGCUGUUGCCAAGGCUUACGGUGCUUCCGAUGUUGUCGCAAUCGACACUUCUGCCUCACGCGUUGAGUUUGCCCAAAAAUAUGCUGGUGCUUUACCAUUUACUCCUAUCGAGUCUCAGUCCAAUGAGUCAUUGGCUGAUUAUGCCCGUCGAUAUCGGGAUGCCAUUGUGGCCAAGUAUGGUGAGUUCGAUUUUGCUGUGGAUGCCACUGGUGUAGAAGUUUGCAUUCACACAGCCGUCCUAUGUUUGAAACGAGGUGCUACGUUUGUCCAAGCCGGAAACGGUAAGCCUGUAAUUCAAUUUCCCAUCAAUCACAUCGUGAAUAAUGAGCUCACCGUGCUUGGAAGUUUCCGCUACCGUGCUGGCUGCUAUGAACAAGCUAUGUAUUUAGUAUCAAGCGGUCUCGUAAAGCUUAGACCUCUUAUUACUCAUAAGUACAAGUUUGAAGAUGCUUUGGAAGCAUACAAGAAAACUGCUAGUGGUGAAAGCGGUGUCAUUAAAGUUAUCAUCGAGGGACCUGCUACAGAAUAGAUGUUUAUCGUUUUGUACUUGCUUAUUCCCAACUUUUUUACGACAUAUCUGUUAAAUUUUCAUAAAUAAUGAAUAUUGAGAAUGAAGAUGUAAUUUUAAAUGAAAUGUAGAUACUAUUUGCAAGGAUAGGAUUAUAUCUAUGAGAGCAUGAAAAGGAAAAAUCUGUAUAGAAC